AAGUGUAUAAAAAAACAAAAAAAAAAAACAAAAGAAAACCCAAUUGGAAUUUGGGUUUGAGUUGCUACACUUGGGUUGGUUAGUGGGUGGGGAGUUCGAGAUGUCGGUGAGGUUUCAUGUUGGUGGGAAAGUGGUGGAUAUUGUUGAUUUGUUGAAAAAGAGACAUUGGUCAUGGCGCUUAGAUGUAUGGCCUUUUGCGGUGCUUUAUGCUGCUUGGAUAGUCACGGUACUACCUAGCUUGGACUUUGUGGAUGCUGCAAUUGUUCUUGGUGGCCUUGCUGUUCUUCACAUUCUGGUGUUCCUCUUUACGGGUUGGUCGGUGGAUUUCAGAUGCUUUGUCCAAUAUUCUAAGGUUAAAGAUAUUCAUCAAGCAGAUGCAUGCAAAAUAACUCCGGCUAAAUUCUGUGGUUCUAAAGAAGUUGUGCCACUUCAUUUUCGGAAGCUGGCAGGUUCUUCAUCCUCAGUGGAGGAAGAGAUUUAUUUUGAUUUCAGAAAGCAAUGUUUCAUCUACUCAAAGGAAAGUGAGACCUUUUGUAAGCUUCCUUACCCUUCCAAGGAAACAUUUGGCUACUAUCUCAAAAGUACUGGCCAUGGUUCUGAAGCAAAAGUCAAUGUUGCAACUGAGAAAUGGGGACGCAAUGUGUGGGUUUCUAUUCCUUUUAUUGUUACAUCUGUAUUUUUUGAAUAUUUGUAAUUAUUUGAAUUUACUGGAUACUUAUGAUUUUG
Camellia sinensis is the source of this 726-nucleotide messenger RNA. NCBI's taxonomy places the organism in Eukaryota, Viridiplantae, Streptophyta, Magnoliopsida, Ericales, Theaceae. The record is from RefSeq and is a predicted model, not a curated record.